Messenger RNA from Symbiodinium necroappetens, 1662 nucleotides. NCBI's taxonomy places the organism in Eukaryota, Dinophyceae, Suessiales, Symbiodiniaceae. The record is from the annotation of a GenBank genome assembly.
AUGAAGCUCGAAGCUGAGAUUCCUUUGAGGGCGGACUUUGAGGGGGAAGCGAUCAGCAUCUGGACGCGGCAGACCAUCGGCAUCGUGUUCAACGGCUUCCUUCUUUCCUUCCUCAGUGCCACAUGUACCGGAGUUGCCUAUGGACUGUUCCUUGGAUAUAUGGGCUUGGAUUCCUACGUCAUGUCAUCCAUCACGGCUCUCAUGAAGCUUCCGGAUGUUUUGCCACUCCCCUAUGGCAUGAUGACAGACUGCUUCCCUAUCCGUGGGCAAAACAGAAAGCCUUGGCUCUUGGUGGCUUGGGCCAUCUCGGCCAUGGCACUCCUUUCACUGAGCUUGAAGCCUCAGCCGGCCCCUUUCUACUGCCAAGAUGAGAACGGGGACUACAAUUGGUACGCACCCCCUUGCAACCCCGAGAUACACAAGCAGAAGACUUGGUACAUCUUCCCGCUCUUUCUCCUGACAGCUGGUGUCCAGCUUGGGAGCGUGGCGGGGCAAGCUCUUCUACUAGAGUACUCUCAGCGAGAGCCUUCAGAUCAACGUGGGCGGAUCAAGACCGAAAUGACGAUGGUCUGCACAGCAGGGGCUUUGACUGCUGCAUUUGUCAUUGGCAUCUUCAUGAACAGCAAGGCUUACUUGGGCUCCUUCGACUGGGGCUUGUCCUUCAGUGGCUUGAUGACCGUUUGCUUGCUCCUUGUCAUCCUCAUUAUCCCUGUAACAGUACUCUGUGUCUGGGAGCCCCCGAAAUCUGGGAAUACGGCUUCCUGCCGCUCUCACGCGAAGGCCUCCUGGGAUCUCGUCCAGAACACAGCUCUCUCCAGCCUUCUCUUCUUUGGCUUUUUUGUCCAGUUCCUGGUCUCCAUGACGACCACGGCAGGGCCCAUGGUCCGGAGCCAAUGGGCACAUGUGAAAGUUCUGCAGCAGCAGAUGUUUGGCGUAGCCGGCCUAGGCGUCAUGAUUGCAGCCACAUGGAUCUACAAGCUGUUCUUUCUUCAGGUCAGCUGGAGAAAAGUCAUAUUCCUGGCCAUCGUGGCCGUGAACGUGGUCGACGCGAUCCCGCAGUUCCUCACCACCUUUGGUGUGGUGCGGAACCAAUACUUCUACCUUGGCGACGAUAUCGUCAGCUCCAUUCCGAAUGCAAUGUUGCAGUUAGUUUCGAACCUGAUGAUCAUCGAGCUAGCCGAGGCGGGGCGCGAAGGUCUCUGCUUUGGCUUGAUUGGUACUCUACAGCAGUCAGCCUUACCUUUUGCCACGGUCGUCAGCAAUCAAGUCUAUGGUCUCUUCACCCCAAAGCUCUCCAGCCUUGAGAACUACGUCUUAGAUACCCCGGAAUUCCGGUCCACCGUGGCCUGGUCUUAUGUGUUGACCUACGCCACCUCCUUCUUCGCCUUGGGCCUGCUUCCGAUGAUUCCAUGGCAGAAAGCCGAGGCGCACAGGCGGAAGAACGAGUGGAAAACCAACUCCUUCAUGGCCACCCUGGUUCUGGUCAUCCCGGCCCUGUGCCUGCUCUACGGCAUAAUUGUCUUGAUUCUGACAAGCCAGCCCGAGACGGCGUGCCUGCGGUGGGUCGGGGGCCAGGGAUGCGAGCAAGACAGCGAUAAGCUCGCAGUGAGAAACCUGAUGAGCAUCCUGUCUUUGGCUGAAUGCAGCCGGAGAUUUUCCUAA